AUGGGUAGCGACUUCGAUGAGGUAGAUUGGCUAGAGCACCAACAUCUAUACCAAAACCUGUCGUCCAUGGAUGCCCAGAGCGCUGAAGGUACAGGUGUAUACCAUCCAAAUCAGUGCUGGGCACCGUACUCUGAACAUCAGCGUGAGCGUACUCCGGUAGAACAUUGGGGACAAAACAGUCAUCCAACAAGUACUCAUCCUCAGCACCACGUAGGAUUCGAAGGAUACUCGGCUGAGCAACCGCCAAGCAGAGCAACGAACCAGGACCCGGGAUCUAUCCAAGUGAAUGCUGUACACUCUGUUAACAGACCCAACGGCGUCUAUGAAACGAUGGAAAAUAGACAUGCACCACCGGUGCCGGCGUACAACCCCACUUACUAUCAGGAUGAGAGUGCGCCAAUUGCUUACUCUGAUACACGCAUCCAGACGGAGUUCUCGCAGCAAGCCCAAACCAACUUUUCAAACUCUUUGCAUGGCACAGCAAACUACUCGUGUGCUACGAAUAUUGACGCUUUGUCACACCUCGUGGCCCAUGUCAAUUUUGGAGAUGCCUAUGGAACGCCGAAUAGUCCAGGCGGUGAUCCUCAAUCCCAGCAGUACUAUGGCCAGGAAUCAGAGAUAGCAAUAGACCCAGCACUGUACCGAGACGAUGGCCACGGUUACAUGGCCGAAUCUAUCCCAGGUUCCUCGUCAGAGGCCCAUGAUGGAAUAGUCAUAAGAUUGGACGCCCCAAACUCGGAGCCUUGGACUGCAAUCGGCCUAAUGGAUGGCGGCCAGACCACCCGUUCCACAAGGCAAAUACCGACGGGAAUGAGUCGGAUGACUUUGGAUGCCACCCAUUCGAUGUCCGCUUACGGUGAUCCGAGCUCAGUCUCUUCUACGGGUAGUGGUUUCGAAACCCUUUGGUCGUCAGCGAUACAGCCACUGAAUCAGACGGACGAUGUAUCAUCAGAAUUCCUUUACUUCCCUCCAUCUUCAGGGCCAGGAAGCCAAAUUGGUGCUUCUGAUUCUUACAAGUCUCCCUUGGGCGUCGCCUAUACUCCUGAAUCAAGAACCCACUCUCAAAAUCAACCCUGGCUCAUAGCGGAGAGAGCUGCAACAACCGCAAGGGCGCGAGGACAUCUUGGCAGAUACCCUCGCUCAGAUCCUGGCAACUGCUUACGGCUUCCCGGCAAGAGACGGGCGUCUUCAGCAUCAUCCCAUAUCACUGAGGCUUUCUCGUCUAGUGCUGUAUCCAGACCUGGUCAAGGCGUCCUGGAAUGUGGUAUGAACGGGUGUGAAGCCACGUUUACCGGUAGACACGGGAAAGGCAACAGAGCGAGACACAGAAGAGACUACCAUGGAGGAAAGGAGCCCAUCAUUUGCGAAGACAGCAAAUGCGACAAGGUCUUCAAGCGAUCAGAUGCUCGGCUGAAGCAUUAUAGGAGCCAUCAUCCUCAUCUCGUGUGCAGAAACACACAGGUAUCGCGUCGUGGAAGACAGAACUCGGCACCAGGAAACCUGGAUGUUGAUGCGUAA
Molecule: messenger RNA, 1518 nt
Organism: Bipolaris victoriae FI3
Lineage: Eukaryota; Fungi; Ascomycota; Dothideomycetes; Pleosporales; Pleosporaceae
Exons: 1
Coding region: 1-1518 (505 amino acids)
Source: RefSeq, a predicted model, not a curated record